Molecule: messenger RNA, 675 nt
Organism: Cariama cristata (Red-legged seriema)
Lineage: Eukaryota; Metazoa; Chordata; Aves; Cariamiformes; Cariamidae
Product: exocyst complex component 4-like
Exons: 4
Biological process (GO): Golgi to plasma membrane transport; exocytosis; chemical synaptic transmission
Cellular component (GO): synapse; exocyst; growth cone membrane
Source: RefSeq, a predicted model, not a curated record
UGCGAGAAACAAGCCUUCUGGAAAUUAAAGAAGAUGCCGAACUGGAUCCAGAGGAGAACAGCACUGUCUUCAUGGGCAUACUCAUCAAAGGGCUGGCCAAGCUGAAAAAAAUCCCUGAAACGGUGAAAGCCAUCCAGGAUCGCUUAGAACAGGAGCUCAAGCAGAUUGUAAAGCGGUCCACAACCCAGGUGGCAGACAAUGGUUACCAGAGAGGGGAGAAUCUUUCCCAGGAAAAUCAGCCUAGGUUACUGCUGGAACUGCUGGAGCUUCUCUUUGACAAGUUCAACGCUGUGGCUGCUGCACACUCUGUUGUCCUCGGACACCUUCAGCAAACAGUGGCCUCUCCUUGCAGCCAGUAUGAUGGUGAUAUCAAGCUGUAUGACAUGGUUGAUGUGUGGGUGAAGAUCCAAGAUGUCUUGCAGAUGCUGCUGACAGAAUAUCUGGAUAUGAAGAACACCCGCACUGCCUCGGAGCCGUCCACCCAGCUUAGCUAUGCCAGCUCUGGGAGAGAAUUUGCAGCGUUCUUUGCAAAGAAGAAACCGCAAAGACCUAAAAACUCUUUGUUCAAGUAAGUGCUGGGAUGAUCGUUUGAGUCCUCCUCCCAUGCCAUUAGCAUGAGUGCCUAUUUGCGUGAGCAGAGAAGGGAACUGUACAGCAGAAGUGGAGAACUUCAAG